Molecule: messenger RNA, 465 nt
Organism: Quercus lobata
Lineage: Eukaryota; Viridiplantae; Streptophyta; Magnoliopsida; Fagales; Fagaceae
Product: probable E3 ubiquitin-protein ligase XERICO
Exons: 2
Coding region: 1-465 (154 amino acids)
Biological process (GO): protein ubiquitination
Molecular function (GO): ubiquitin protein ligase activity
Source: RefSeq, a predicted model, not a curated record
AUGGGGUUAGUCUGUAUUGCAAUGAAGAUAGCAAAAUCCAUAAUCAUUAGAUUUUUACUAGGCAUGCUGGGCCAUAUAAAGUUCAUUGUUAUGGUGGCACUUACACGUCUAGGUCUGCUCAAACCGCCAGAACAAGCAGCUGAGACUGAAGAACAUUCCACUAGUUAUGUUCUUGUAAUGGAUGGUUUAACUCCAUCACUAAUCGCAGUCGACAGUCUAAUGGUGUUGAUCAAGAAGAGGGUUCCUGUGAUAGAAUAUAGUGGUUUUGUUGAAAGACAUAGAGCACUGAAUGAUGAUGAAGACGUGGAUAUGGAAAUGGAAUGUUCUGUCUGCUUGAAUUGCGUGGAGAGAAGCCAUGAGAUCAGAGAGCUUUGUAAUUGCUACCAUGUGUUUCACAAGGAGUGCCUGGAUAGAUGGGUGGAUGAAGGUCAGAUUGUCAGAAGACAUGAUGAAUAUGAUGUGUAA